CUUUGGGCAGCUCAGAGCUUUAGAACAACAGCAGGAAGCAAGCAAGCUAUUUCAUCAUGGAUAUAUGUACAGCAAAUAAUGAAUUCACCAUUGAUGUUUUAAGAGAAAUCAGUAAAACUGCUGCUGGCCAAAAUGUAGUAUUUUCAUCUAUGAGCAUCAUGAUUUCCCUGGCAAUGGUGUACCUGGGAGCACACGGUAACACAGCAGCAGACAUGGGUAAGGCUCUUCAUUUUGAUGAGGUUGAAGAUGUACAUGCUCAGUUCCGAGUACUUCUGAAAGAAUUGAUGAAAAAUGGAAAUGAUUACACCCUAACCACUGUCAAUAAACUGUUUGGUGAAAAAAAAUACUACUUUCUUCCAACUUUUCUAAAAGCUAUUAACGCUUUUUAUGGUGCGCCGCUGGAAAAGGUUGAUUUCAGUUCAAACCCUGAAGCUACACGGAGCUACAUUAAUGCCUGGAUUCAGGAGAAGACUAAAGGAAAGAUCCAAAACCUGUUGCCUGAAAAUUCUAUAUCACCGAAUACUGUUCUGAUGGUUGCCAACACACUGUACUUUCUAGCAAAUUGGACAACACAAUUCAGUGAACACGCCACCAGCAAGGCUCCUUUCACACUAAUAACGAAUGAACAAAUCAAGGUAAAUAUGAUGGCAACAAUGAAUACUUUUAAUAUGAAGAGGAUAAAAAACCCUGGAAUGAGUGUUCUUGAGCUUCCAUAUGGGGACACCAAAGACCUGAGUAUGGUUAUAAUGCUACCUGAUAACAGCACAGUUUUAACCAAGGUUGACAGGGAGAUUUCAUAUGAAAACCUUAGCAAAUGGACUAGAAGUGAAAAUAUGAGUUCAAACUACCUAGCAGUGUACCUGCCACGUUUCCGAAUGGAGAAGAGUUUUUCUCUCAAGAAAGUUCUAUCUUCCUUAGGGAUGUCAAGUGCAUUCAGUCAGAGCAGGGCCAAUUUCUCAGGAAUGGGGAAACAGAAGCAGCUCUAUGUAUCUGAUGUCCAUCACAAAACAUUCAUUGAAGUGAAUGAAAAAGGCACUGAAGCUGCCAGUGCUACUGGUUCUGUAAUGUCAAUCCGCAGCUUGGCAAAUGAAGAAUUUAAGGCAGACCGUCCUUUCCACUUUUUCAUAAGACACAACAAGACUAACUGCAUACUGUUAUAUGGAAAAUUCUACAGUCCUUAAAAAUGUGAGAUGGUGAAAGACAAUACAUUGUUUAGGAAUCCAAACCAAUAAACUUUAAUGAUCUAUUUUUAUAUGAGCAUGUAAAUUUAUCUUCUAAAUAAAAUACAUAGAUAUUAACUUAAAGUACAGUUUUAUGAUUUAAAAAAUAUUUUGCACAAAAAAAAAUUAAAUGACAUCAGCGAUUUUCAGAUCUUCCAGAAGACUAACCCCGCAUGACUAACCUAAGGUGGAGCAGCAGCAGUCACAUAUAAACUCUAAUUUCUUCUUUUUUGUCUCACAUGGUUAAAUCUGGGCUAAUACUGGCAAUACUGGCAUCAAGGAAGCUUACAGAAAGUGGAAUCCUGUUACUCUAGGAAUCACCUAAUAGUAAAACAAGUAUCUCAAAGAACAUUAACAUUUACAAAACUGCGGACUUUACUGAAAAAGAUUAGCAGAAUUUUCCUUGUUUCCUUAUUUUUCCUCUCAUCUGUUACAACCUGCAAACCAUUCUACUCAAUUGCCUUUUUCAUGUUGGUCUAAAUAAAAGAACACAUUUCCACAGAAAAAAA
Xenopus tropicalis (tropical clawed frog) is the source of this 1729-nucleotide messenger RNA. It is a transcript of the gene serpinb10, whose product is annotated as serpin peptidase inhibitor, clade B (ovalbumin), member 10. The transcript has 7 exons. Bases 57 to 1181 code for a protein of 374 amino acids. Gene Ontology annotation, molecular function: serine-type endopeptidase inhibitor activity. Gene Ontology annotation, cellular component: extracellular region. The record is from RefSeq and is a predicted model, not a curated record. NCBI's taxonomy places the organism in Eukaryota, Metazoa, Chordata, Amphibia, Anura, Pipidae.